Molecule: messenger RNA, 1380 nt
Organism: Striga hermonthica
Lineage: Eukaryota; Viridiplantae; Streptophyta; Magnoliopsida; Lamiales; Orobanchaceae
Source: the annotation of a GenBank genome assembly
AUGGCUUCUUCUGCUCUGUCGCUAACCUCCGCUUUCGUCACUCCUCGCUCGUUGUCGGAUAAUCUCAAGGCAAAUCGAAAGCUUGGGGCUUCCAAUCAUUUUCUGGGAAAAGAUUGUGUCAAGGCAAAGCCCUUUACCAGCACACGCAUGAGUUUAGCAGUCGAGGUUUCCAGAUUCAAUGAAAUAACAAUGGCUCCUCCCGACCCCAUUCUUGGUGUUUCUGAAGCAUUUAAAGCGGAUACGAAUGAAAUGAAGCUUAACCUUGGUGUCGGUGCCUAUCGUACUGAAGAACUUCAACCCUAUGUGCUCAAUGUUGUUAAGAAAGCAGAAAAUCUCAUGCUGGAACGUGGGGAAAACAAAGAGUAUCUACCGAUCGAAGGUUUGGCUGCAUUUAACAAAGUUACGGCAGAACUAUUAUUUGGAGCAGACAACGUUGUUAUUCAGGAAGAAAGGGUUGCCACUGUCCAGGGUCUUUCAGGAACUGGGUCUCUGAGGCUUGCUGCAGCCCUCAUAGAGAGAUACUUCCCUGGUUCCAAAGUUCUAUUGUCAUCUCCAACAUGGGGGAACCACAAAAAUAUUUUCAAUGAUGCCAGAGUUCCAUGGUCUGAGUAUCGAUAUUAUGACCCCAAAACUGUUGGCUUGGAUUUUGAAGGGAUGAUAGCUGACAUAAAGGCGGCUCCGAAUGGAUCAUUUGUGCUACUUCACGGUUGUGCGCAUAACCCAACUGGCAUUGACCCCACUCCAGAACAGUGGGAAGGGAUUGCUGAUGUCAUUCAGGAAAAGGGCCACGUUCCAUUUUUUGAUGUUGCUUAUCAGGGAUUUGCAAGCGGGAGCCUCGAUGAAGAUGCAUCCUCAGUGAGGUUGUUUGCUGCACGUGGCAUGGAGCUUCUGAUUGCUCAGUCUUACAGUAAAAAUUUGGGUCUCUAUGCGGAAAGGAUUGGAGCGAUUAACGUUGUAUGUUCAACAUCUGAUGUUGCAAAAAGGGUGAAGAGCCAGUUGAAAAGGAUUGCACGGCCCAUGUACUCAAAUCCUCCAAUACACGGAGCUAAGAUAGUCGCGAAUGUAGUGGGGAACUCUGAUCUCUUCAAUGAGUGGAAAGAGGAGAUGGAGAUGAUGGCUGGAAGAAUAAAGAGUGUCCGCCAGAAAUUAUACGAUAGCCUAAGUGCAAAGGACAAAACCGGCAAGGACUGGUCCUUUAUUCUCAAACAAAUCGGCAUGUUCUCAUUCACAGGCUUGAACAAAGCUCAGAGCGAGAACAUGAGCAACAAGUGGCACAUCUACAUGACCAAGGAUGGAAGAAUAUCGUUAGCCGGUUUAUCUUUGGCCAAGUGUGAAUACCUUGCCGAUGCUAUUUUUGAUUCGUAUCAUAAUGUUAGCUAA